Messenger RNA from Diceros bicornis minor, 3362 nucleotides. It is a transcript of the gene FAM81A, whose product is annotated as family with sequence similarity 81 member A. The record is from RefSeq and is a predicted model, not a curated record. Bases 63 to 1196 code for a protein of 377 amino acids. The transcript has 9 exons. NCBI's taxonomy places the organism in Eukaryota, Metazoa, Chordata, Mammalia, Perissodactyla, Rhinocerotidae.
CGAGGACAUGGGCAGCCGCGGCGCGCCCGCCCCCCGCGCCGAUGUGAAUUAUUAAAAAGAAAAUGGCCCAACGGAGCACUGUAUUUCCUUCUCUUGUCACCGAGGAAAGGCGCGUUAGAACCAUGCCUCGACACAGCCAGUCCCUGACCAUGGCUCCCUACUCAUCUGUAAGUCUAGUGGAGCAGCUGGAAGACAGGAUCCUCUGCCACGAGAAGACCACUGCCGCCCUCGUGGAGCAUGCCUUCCGGAUUAAAGACGACAUCGUCAACAGUUUGCAGAAAAUGCAAAACAAAGGGGGAGGCGACCGCUUGGCCAGGCUUUUCCUGGAAGAGCACAUCAGAAACAUAACUGCCAUAGUGAAGCAACUGAAUCGGGAUAUCGAGGUGCUCCAGGAGCAGAUCCGUGCCCGGGACAACAUUAGCUACGGAACGAAUUCUGCCUUAAAGACUCUGGAGAUGCGUCAGCUCUCUGGUUUGGGAGAUCUUCGAGGACGAGUGGCAAGAUGUGACGCCAGCAUAGCCAGACUCUCCGCGGAGCACAAAACGACCUACGAGGGGCUCCAGCACUUGAACAAAGAGCAGCAAGCUGCCAAGCUCGUCUUGGAAACGAAAAUAAGAGAUGCAGAGGGACAGAUUUCUCAGCUUUUGAACAGAGUCGACUUGUCAAUAUCAGAGCAAAGCACCAAACUGAAGAUGUCCCACAGAGAUAGUAACCACCAGCUUCAGCUUUUGGAUACUAAAUUUAAAGGUACAAUUGAGGAACUCAGUAACCAGAUUUUAUCUGCACGGAGUUGGUUGCAACAGGAACAAGAACGGAUAGAGAAAGAACUUUUACAGAAAAUCGAUCAGCUUUCCUUGGUUGUUAAGGAAAACAGUGGAGCCAGCGAAAGGGACGUGGAGAAGAAGCUCAGCCAGAUGUCAGCCAGACUCGACAAGAUAGAGGAGAGUCAGAAGAAGACGAUGGAAGUGCAGAGAAGCAAACAAGAAGAGGAGAGGGUGCACGGGCGGAUCAGCAAGCUGGAGUUACAGAUGAACGAGGACUUGAGGGAGAUGAAAGCAGAGGUGGAUGCUGGGUUUACAGCCAUCUAUGAAAGCAUAGGAUCCCUCAGGCAAGUGCUCGAAGCCAAGAUGAAGCUAGACAAGGACCAGCUACAGAAGCAAAUCCAACAGAUGCAGAAGCCAGACGCUCCCAUGUGAGGGGAGUUGAGACAAGGACCUCAGAGGUGGUUUUACCAGUGGGGCUAAGAGCUAGAUACUUCUGUAGCCAGGCUGUGGCUGCGUUCGGGAUUGUUCUAUUCAUGGCGUGCAUGUGCCAAGAGGUGUGUUUUCAUGGGUCUAAAUGUUUACCUUGAGUCUUGAAAACACUCUUUCUUUAAAAGUAUUAAAUACAGUUUUUACCGCUUUAUUCCACUUCUCUAAAUUCAAUGGAAUAUUCUCCCCCUGGAUUUUGAAAGGCUUUUAUCCCCUUCAUUUUAUGAGUGAAAAGACUUAAUUUUCCUUCAAUGCUUGAUGCUCUAGCCAAGACUUUACUAUUUUGAAAAAUGUCAUGGUGAUUUUUUAAAUUAAGAAACUAACGAAUUGUCACAGGAAUGUAUUGCUCCUCACCCUAAAUCAAGAGAAUGUCCUGAUAGAUUAGAAUUCAACCUUUGAGUCCAUAUUUGGAUUUCAUUAUUGUUAUCUGUGCAUUUCUUAUAUUGGUUAUCUUCUUGUAAAUCUUCUGUCUUUUGUAGGGGGAGGGGAUUUAACAUUUGGAAAAAAACCCACCAUUUAUGUAAUGAAAUAGUUUAAAAAUUGAUAACUGCCAUAUAGAUUGCAAAUUAAAAUGGAAAAUUAAGACAAUUAUCUAGAUAAUGCAAGGCACAAUAUCUACAUCAACCACCUAGUUAUACCAGGUUUUAAUAUUGAAAACUUUUUUCACUUAUCCACAGCCUGUAUAGUGAUAGCCAUAUAUUUAAUAACAGAAUGGUGGUUAAUAGUCUGUUUAUUGCACAAUUAAUUGUUCAUUAAUCAUAAUAGGAUGUGAGAACUUUUCAGGCUAUAUAAUCUCCUCUCUAAAUGUUUUCAAAAUUGGCACAGAGUGCUAAGGUUUAUAUGAACUUAAUUUAACUGUAGACUUGUGCCUUGGUUUUCAAUGCACUGUACCCUAGAAAAGUUUUGCAGACAAAGUAGAAGGCAUGAUAAUACAUCAAUAUGAUGAUGUAAAAAUGGGAUCCUAUGUAUUUUUUAAAUGUUGUAAAAAUUUUAUCACCGUUAAUCAUUAAUCAUUCAGUAUUAUUAACGGAAUAGAAAUUCAUACUUUUGUAUGGACAGAGAAUCAAAUUGAUAUUGCAUUUAUAACACUGUCAAGAAACUUUCAUUUUGAGCAACUUUGUGAAAAUAGGUGUUUUAUUUUCAGUCUCCAUAUUGGAUCAGUCAUUGAAAAUUGGCACCAGUGCUGUUUAUUCACCUGUGUAUGUGAAAACUGACAGGAGACACACACCGUUCUAAAGUGUGAGGGUGCCCAGGAAAAAGAAAACAGGAAUACUUUAAACAUUUAAAAAAAAUUUUUUUUGGUUUGCCAAGGACUCAGGAAGAUUAAAGCAUUUUCUAUUUUUAAGAUAAAUUAUAAAUGGAAUAUCUAACUGGCUGUUACUGUUUACCCACAUAAAAUAUGCUGCGAAAGUAUAUAAUAUUUUACCCUCAAUGGCUUGACAAAAGUUUUUUUAAAAAUUUGGACCUGAUAAGUCACAUAAGGAAUAUGUCAUCCAACACAUAUUUCCUUGUUUUGUCACGAACCUUUGCAUCUCUGUAUAGGAAGACUAUUUCCAUUUAACAAUGAAAAAAAAAAAAGGAAUGCUCUUUUGCAAUCAGAAAGUGAAUUUCUUUUUGUGAUAGAGUAACCGUGUCUAGUACAGUUCUCCACGUUUAAGCACAAGCCACGGCCCCUCCAGCGUCUCUCUCCUCUGGGGUCUCUGAGGAGGAAGAAUCAGAACAUGUGACACCUGGGAAGAGGGGGACAGAGGACACCAGCUGGACUCAGGUCGAGGGUGUGACUGAGCAGGUGAUGCUUGUCUGUCCGCUGAAUCGCUCAGGUGUUUCUGAUGCUGCCAACCCCAUGGCAUGAGCUCCGGCGGGGUUCUCCACCCUGGCUACAUGUUGCCAUCGCCUGGGGAGUUCACAAAGCUGCUGAUGCCGGGGCUGCCCCCCAGACCGAUUAAGUCAGAACUCUGGGAGGUGGGGCGCGGGCAUCGGUACGUGUCAAGGGCUCCCGGUGAUUCAUGUGCCGUGAGGUUGUGAGCCACUGAGCUACAGCGUACUCUUAUCACCAAAGUUUAAAUGAGAAUCUGCUUCCGUGUUCUUUCCUUUACCAGAAAUUUGCAAUAA